Molecule: messenger RNA, 2039 nt
Organism: Pyricularia grisea
Lineage: Eukaryota; Fungi; Ascomycota; Sordariomycetes; Magnaporthales; Pyriculariaceae
Exons: 3
Coding region: 770-1060 (96 amino acids)
Source: RefSeq, a predicted model, not a curated record
UUGUUGUUUUUUUUUUUUUUUUUUUUGUCCAACAGCCUCCUUCCCCCCGUUGGUCAAUCUCCUGCUGCCACAUCUUCGGGUAUCAGUUCGAAUGCUUCCCGCCCGACGAUUUGGACAUUAGGCGACUCCAUCUUUUUCCCCGUCCACAAAGUGGUUUUCUUUAUUUUAUUUCAUUUUUAUUCCCUUUGUGUUAUCUUCCUGUGUGCAGUUUUACUCGAGAUUGCAAUCUAUAUAAGUGUGCCGCCUGCCAUCCACACUCUCUCCCGUCAUCCCUUUAUUUUUUUAGACUCCAACCUAGUCGUCCACAGACUUACAUCGUCACUAUUCUGGAAUCCCAUUUUGCGCCCGGCUCUUUGACCACCUCUUGGGGAUUCUCAGGGUCCAAGUACCAUUAAUUAUUACCUGUCUUACACCUCUUGUUCGUAUCUAGUCCUCACGCACGCGCCGUUGGCACUAGAGGGAUUUUGGCACUGGCGCUUUAUCCUUUCUACACGCCCACGCCCCCCCAGGUUGCUGCACCAAUAGGCCCGCACACACUUUUGCACUCUUGCCUUGCAUAUAUACACUUUAUUUAACUCUUUUGAUUUCUCAGCCUCUGGUCCCUACCUCCUCGUCAUUAUUUUGAUUAUCCCUUUUCAACCUCACCCCUUGGUCCUACGCAAAAGCGUUUUUUGUGAUCAGCUAGGCCGGAAGAAGUCGAACCAUCUGGGUUGAUUUACUCUUUGCUGCUACCUACUAGGAGGAGUGAAGAAAAGACAAGACCACAAAGAUGCCUUCGUCCUCGUCAAAGAAAUCCAGUGCAACAUGGCAGUCAAGGCUCGAAGACGCUUGCCGGGAAUUCCAGAUCAGUGCCCCAAAAUACCAGCUUGUCUCUGAUAGGAGAGGUGGUCGUACGGCAUGGUCGAGCCAGGUGACCAUCUACAAUCAAACUCACGCGGCACGCUUUUGGUAUGACGGCAAGAAUCUUCACAACGCUCGAGAAGACGCUGCCGAGGUGGCCUGGAAUUGGCUCACAACUCCAUCGAGCUCUCCUUCGACCUCCAACACGGCCUCUUGGUGAUCUACGACACGAUCAAAUCUUUUGAGGGCCCGAAGUCAAAAGACUUAAACACCGACCGACUCGACGGAUUCGAGCCCGAUCAGAUAAAAACGCCAGCCCGGUCUUUAGACGCCACCCAAGUCGAACCACUCUCUUGACCAGCAUCAAAGCAUUGUAUUUUUUUCACUUUAUUCCCCCUUCUUCUUUCCAUUCAUCUUUUACAUAUCUCUGCCCGAACAUUCCAAGAUACCCAAGGAACCGAAUCGGGAGCAAACAGCAAACAAAACAAAUAAUGUUUGCCUUUCUCUGUUUGAGCAAUACAAGCAUCCCUAAUCCCGACAUUUUCAGGCGUCAAACUUAUUUCCUUGUAGAAUACCCUCUUUUUUUGUGUGUGUGAUAUGGCGUUGGGUCUUGAGGUGAAUCGGAAUAAAAACAGUCACAGACAGAAAGAGAAAAAAGAAAGAAAGACAAAACAGACAAAAAAAAGAAGACAUGGGCAAACACGGGCAUCUCGCUACGCGGCGACUAAAAGGAAACAGAACGUACGGACAGGACAUGGCGAAGAUUUUGCGGGCUUCUGGCCGCGUGCGCAACGAAGCGAUUCGGUAUUCUUUCAUUUCUUUGAUUGAUAUGUUUCUCGUUCAUUUCCUAAUUUUUUUUUGCUCUCAUCUGGUGAGACAACAUAAUAGCCUCGGCGUCGGAGUUUAUAUUGAUUAUUUACCUCGUCUCAUAAUGCGUCUGCCAUUCUUUGAACUUGACCCAAAAACUAGAAUCGACACAGGGCAGGGGCAAGGCAACUUGGACUCUGCAGCUGGGCGCUGGCACAGCAGAUGUCUUUUGCCAUAUCUACAGCAGAUAGGCCGGUCCAUCUCUUUGAUCAGGGCCGAGCCUGUAAUGCACAACAGGUACCGUUGAUGUUGCCCUGCCAAGCGAGCUUGUUUUCAGUCAAGAAUCACACCAGAGUCUUUUGAAGAUUACACAAACAAGUCAUCUGUGCAGG